AUGAAGAGCGCCGUUUGGGCCUACAAGAACCUCAUUCCCAAUGAUCCGCGGGCGGCGGAGCCGUUAGCCGAGCCUGGACUUCCCAGGUCGCAGACUGGGACAUGGCUCAGUGAUCCAGAGGGACAGGAGGAACGGAAGAGCCCCGGAGGUGAGAUCAGUACUAGGUUAUCUCUAGACAGAGAGCAACAGUCUAGCUACCAGCUGGUGGUUGUGGUACAAGACGGAGGCACGCCCCCUCGCAGCGCUACGGGUACUGCCCACAUCACCGUAUUGGAUGAGAACGACAAUGCCCCUGUCUUUAGCCACGCCCACCCCGACAGGGAACUGCUCAUACAGGUGAUGGAGGAAUCCCAGCCUGACUCAGUCUUGGGGACAAUAACAGCUAAAGAUCCUGAUGAGGGAGAGAACGGAACAAUCCAUUACUCACUGUCAG
This is a messenger RNA of Salvelinus sp. IW2-2015, 433 nucleotides long. The record is from RefSeq and is a predicted model, not a curated record. NCBI's taxonomy places the organism in Eukaryota, Metazoa, Chordata, Actinopteri, Salmoniformes, Salmonidae.